This is a messenger RNA of Falco peregrinus (peregrine falcon), 4302 nucleotides long. It is a transcript of the gene HNF4G, whose product is annotated as hepatocyte nuclear factor 4 gamma. The transcript is spliced from 11 exons. Lineage: Eukaryota; Metazoa; Chordata; Aves; Falconiformes; Falconidae. Gene Ontology annotation, molecular function: zinc ion binding; nuclear receptor activity; RNA polymerase II cis-regulatory region sequence-specific DNA binding. The coding region runs from base 279 to 1586 and encodes 435 amino acids. The record is from RefSeq and is a predicted model, not a curated record. Gene Ontology annotation, biological process: anatomical structure development; regulation of transcription by RNA polymerase II; cell differentiation.
GAGCAAAGUUAAUUCCCCCCCUCCACCCACCUCCCCACACACUCUCUCCUCCUCCUCCUCCUUCCCGCUACAGCAUAUGGUAGAGACGGUACCGGCCACACCAACAAGUCACGCAGCCCAGCGCCGGGACGCCCGCGGGGAGCCGGGGGGUGCGGGGAGGCAGGAGGCCCGGGGGAUGCCGCCGCCCUGAGCUGCGACCGCGCCGCCGGAGGCCGAGGGACGGGGCGGCCCCGCCGAUUCAAGCAGCUUUACAGGAGGGUUUGUAACUGGGUUUGGACAUGCCAUGUGUACCAACUCCUGAGCAGUGGACCUGCGCAGAGAUUCUACUUUUCAGAGAAGACAGUUCAGGAGAAGCUGUCAACAUGAGUGCUGCUGACAACGGGGUCAGUAGUCUCUGUGCAAUAUGUGGAGACCGAGCGACUGGAAAACAUUAUGGUGCUUCCAGCUGUGAUGGAUGCAAGGGAUUCUUUAGACGCAGUAUACGGAAAAAUCAUGUCUAUACAUGCAGAUUUAACCGGCAAUGUAUUGUUGACAAGGACAAAAGGAAUCAAUGCAGAUAUUGUCGUUUAAAAAAGUGUUUUCGAGCAGGAAUGAAAAAAGAAGCUGUACAAAAUGAACGGGACAGGAUAAGCACAAGAAGAAACACUUUUGAUGGCUGCAACAUUCCCUCUAUUAGCACAUUGUCACAAGCUGAGACACUCUCCCGUCAGAUCUCAGUCGCCAGUCCUGGUGCUAGCACUGACAUAAAUGUUAAGAAAAUUGCUGGUAUUAGUGAUGUCUGUGAAUCUAUGAAGCAACAACUUUUGGUGCUGGUGGAAUGGGCUAAAUAUAUUCCAGGUUUCUGUGAGUUACCACUGGAUGACCAGGUUGCCCUGCUAAGAGCACAUGCUGGGGAACACCUGUUGCUUGGAGCAGCAAAGCGGUCCAUGGCGUAUAAGGACAUUUUACUUUUAGGCAACAAUUACAUAAUCCAUCGCAACAGUACUGAAGUAGAAAUCAGCCGAGUGGCAAAUCGGAUUCUGGAUGAAUUAGUUCGACCCUUCCAGGAAAUUCAAAUAGAUGACAAUGAGUAUGCUUGCUUGAAAGCAAUUGUGUUUUUUGAUCCAGAUGCAAAAGGCCUGAGUAAUCCAAUGAAGAUUAAGAACAUGCGGUUCCAAGUCCAGAUCAGUUUAGAGGAUUAUAUUAAUGACCGUCAGUAUGACUCCCGAGGAAGAUUUGGUGAACUUCUGCUUCUACUGCCCACACUCCAGAGCAUCACUUGGCAAAUGAUUGAGCAAAUACAAUUGGUUAAACUAUUUGGAAUUGUUAAAAUUGACAGUUUACUUCAGGAAAUGUUACUGGGAGGUACUUCUAAUGAUGCCAGUCAUCUGCAUCAUCCAAUACAUCCUCACUUAGCCCAAGAUCCAUUAACUGGCCAAACUAUCCUCAUAAGUUCAAUGUCUGCUCCUUUACAUACAGAACAGAUUUCAACUCCAGAAACUCCAUUACCUUCCCCUCCUCAGGGCUCUGGGCAAGAAUACAAAAUGUCUACAAAUCAGGCUUCAGUCAUUGCACAGCAAUCUAUUUUGAAACAAAAACCAUUGUGAUGUUUCUGUCUGUCUUACUUGUCCUUCCUUCCUUCCUUCCUUCCUUCCUUCCUUCCUUCCUUCCUUUCUUCCUUCCUUCCUUCCUUCCUUCCUUCCUUCCUUCCUUUCCUUCUUCCUUUUUAUGCACUAGAUAAAUUGGUAGGACACUUGCACAUUUAAAAUCUCAGGAUUAAAAAGGAAAUUAUUUCCUCAGCAGCCACUACUGUGGGUGUUUCUUAAAACACCUCAUGAUUUGGAAAGUAAUACUGUUCUGACUGCCACAUAAAACUGUAACUGUGGACACUGCAGUCUGACAAAUAUGUAUAGAGGUUGAUAUGAGUUUUAGAUCUUAUACCUGCACAGAUUCAUUUUUUAUUUCCUGUUUUAGUUGUUGUCUUAAUAUUAUUGUUUUAAAUGUGUAUAUAAUUUUUUAAUUGUGGCAGAACUGGUUAGUGCUUGUUUAGCUGUGAAUUGUAGGCACAAAAAAGUGGGUUGAUCAGACAAAACUUAAGAUUCCAUUAAUUCCUCACUGCUUAGUUAUUUGUAUGAAUCAGAGGUCCUGCCAUAGGCUAAUACGUUUGAAGACUUUUUAAAAUCUGUAUACAAAGUAAUUUCUGUAUCAGUCAAUUGGACAGUGCCAAGGCAUAGGUGCUAGCAUUUAAAUUGCGAAGUACUUAGAACAAGGACUAGUAUGUUUUCUGGUCAGGACUAUUACUUUCCCAAGCAAUUUCUGGGCACACUUUGGGGAUUAGGCCAGUCCAAAGACACUUUUUACCAGGUACUUUCGAUAUGGCCACCUCUCUUCAGGGGCACAGAGAGUAUAACUAGGAAUAUGGCCAGACCAUGCCACUUGACCUCAGGGCUGGAUGUAGACUUUGUACUGUUCAAUUUACUAGUGUAAAUGUUAGCCAUUGUGUUUAUUUGCCUAACUGGCUAAUGAAUAUAUGUUUUAGCAAUCACUCUAAAAUUCAGCUACAGAGAAACUGUAGUUAUGUAGCAGCACUGUGUCUGGAGAGGUACGGCUUACUGACUCAAGCAGCAAAUGUGCCUGAGUUCAGUUCCAGAUGUUCCUGGUUUGAGCCAUGGUAUUUCAAGCUAGAAGGCAGCAAGCACACCAGAUACUCAUCCUCUGGAUUUUUAAGAGUUUUCAGAAGACUGGGAUGAAUUGAUUUACUGUGACGAGCCCUCUUCUCCUCUUCCUUCCCUUCCAGUCUGGGAGGUUCCAACACUAAGUUUUGUAUCUGGAGUCUGUACUAACGCCCAUCUGGAUUUGGACCCUCUGUGGAUUUGCACAAGGGGGACCCUGUGACACAUACUCACUUGGACAUAUACUUACUCAGUUACAAUUUGUGAAGACAAUCUAUUAGGAUACAUAAAGUGAUAUGUUGUUCAUACAACACUGACAUCAUAACAAAAUCACCACUUUGCACAAUGCAUUUAUUCCAGAAACGAAUUGUUUUCCUUUAGUACUUUAAAGUAGACUUUCUUCCCAGAUGUUAUGUAAGAGAGAAAUGGAGGGCGGAAAAAGGAGAGGAAAAUAUUGCUGUUUGAUGAACUAUUGCAAAGAGAAAACAGUGGAGUCAGAAAUUCCACAAGGUCAGAUAUUGAUCAUCCUGAACCAGACACCUGCAUUAACUGCAGCAUCCAAAGAUGGGUGAUGUUAUACCUCUGGCAUUUGAAAGUUGCUCAAACUGGUAUGAUUCUUCAGAUACGUUUUUGCAGGUGGGAAUUGCACCACAGUAAUUGCUGAGCUGACCUGAACUUUCAACAGGCUUUAAUGAGAAUACACUUACCACCAGGUAGAUGCUGUGGGUUUUGAUGUUAUUUUAAAGUAGUUGCUUUUGCAAAGUCUGUGUACAGUAGCCCUUAAUGUGUACCUUUUGCUUUUUAGAGUGUUUUUCUUUUUGCUGUUUACUGUUUAGUUUUUAUCAGUGCAUUGUUCUUUUUACAAAUCCCUUUUAAUAUGAGUUUUUAUGACAGAAUAAAGUACUGAAGUUUUACCAUUAACUUUAGGGGAAUCUGGACUGUGCUGUUUUUAUAAAUUGUCCACCAAUGCUUUGUGGAGAAAGAAAAAAGUAAAGCAUGCACGAGAAAUACCAAGCAGCCCAAAAGUUGACUGAUGGGGGUUACUUUUGUGUACCUGUCAUAGAAAGAAUGCUGGACUCAAGUUGGCUCUGCAUGACUUUACUGGGUCAGAUUAAUUAAGUUGGUUGCAUAAACAUGGCGGUAUUGGUUCUGACUAAAAACAUUUAACUGGAAAUAAAAAGUAAUCCCCAAGUUGGCCACCCUUGCCUUAUAUAAGUGGUCUGAAUAAUAGCUUAAUGGGUUUAGUUUUUACACUGUACUUUAGAUAUAAAGUGUACAGUUAAAUGUUGUCACACACUGCCAAAAUGUACUGGAUGAAAAAUGUACUUUAGUAUUUUAUCUGACAAAAAGUUGUUAUCUAUUUUGUACGAUAUAUUACAUUUUUGAAUAAGAACACCACCACUGUAAUUUAUUGGGAAAAGCUGAUUUAUUUUAUAAAUGUAAUGUUAUUUUUGUAAACUUAAUUAUGAAAAAUCAGAAAUGAUUAGCUUUGUUAAAUAUUAAAUUAUAAUGAGAUGUAACUUUAUAUGUUUGAAUUUCGAUACCAAGUUUUUGUGUUGAGCAUUUGGGAUUGAAAUGGUUGCUGGAAGUAUUUCAAAUAGACUGUUUUUCAUCAAAGCUCAAUAAAGAAACAUGAAUGAUCCGAAUGACA